AUGGAUGGUAUUGAACUGAGAAUCACUUAUAAAGGUCGUACAAGGUCUACAUGGUUAUUUACAAACACGACCACAAAACAAGAAUUUGAUGAUUAUAUUCGAUCAAAGAUUGUUAGCGAUGAAUUGAAAGACUAUGAUAUUCAAUAUGAGGACCCAACAAGUGGUAAUAAGAUCACUCUAGACAAAAAUCAAUCUAAUUUUCUAACUCCAGUAUUUAUCUGUGCUACAGUACUUACUGGUGUUUAUUCUUUAACAUGUGCUGACCAUUUUAUAAACAUAUUUAUUGAACCAAUAUUGCAAGGUGAUGACGAUCAAAUCAAUGCAUUAUCACCAGCUACAUGUGAUUUAGAAUCACUAAUACCACUAGAUUUUUCACCUGCGUUUGAGAGAUUUUUAGAAAAUCUCGAACGACACGGAGAAGAUUGUGUCGGUCAAGAAAACGGCUCCGAUAGUGUCAAUGAUCAAGGUGAUGUUGCGCCAACUAAACACAUGCAUCAAUCAGAAGGGCACAGCGUGGACAAAAAUUCGCCGAUGCCUACAACGUCAAAAUGUUCAGAUUUAGAUGUAAAACACAUUCGUAUGAUCCACGAUGUUAGUCCACAACCUGGUAGAUGGCGAUAUAUAUCUGAUGUUGUACCGCAACGUCCUGCUGAGGAACGGAAAUCUGAAGCAAAGCGUAGUCAUGCUCUACUAUCAGGUGUCAAAACACCAGAACAAAGAAACCAACAUAUCAGACCUAUUAUUAGCAUUCCGUCCUUUGUUGUUAAAUUAAUCAAAUCUGGUGUCCCAGUUGCUUUGUUGGUAGCUAGUGUGACUGAAAAAAAAGUUGAUAACGAACGUGUGUGGAGCUUACAUCGACCCAGUAAAUUUCGGCGACCAGGCUGUAGUGCGGAAUCCGAUGGUGCUAAUCCUAUUGAAAUGGUUUUGAACCAAGAAUUAGUUCAACAUGGGCAAUUCAAGAAACCAGGUGAAAUCAGUAAAAAUUUAGGAGGUCUUGUCUUGCAUAAACUAGAUGAAGAUAGUGUACAAAAGCUUCAUGUUGCUGAACACAAUAAUAAACUUAUUCGAUUAGCUUUUAUUUUGAAGAUCAAUGGAUUACGACACAUGAACACAUUUGGUUUGUCUGGUUUUAUGAAUUUUACAACCAAAGAUAAAAGUUGUCCAUCAUCGGUUCAACCAAAAAUAUGCCUGGAAUGUAAUCAAUCAAUUAAACGGAAACGACCAGCAAAAAGGCGUUCAACAGCAUAUUCUGACUCUGACUCAGACAUCACAGAAGAAUAA
Molecule: messenger RNA, 1281 nt
Organism: Adineta steineri
Lineage: Eukaryota; Metazoa; Rotifera; Eurotatoria; Adinetida; Adinetidae
Source: the annotation of a GenBank genome assembly